GGCCGGACCUGGCAACCAGCGCAGCCUGGCCGCACACAUAAAGGCCCCCCUCCUCCCCGCGUGCUCCGCGGAUGCUGCAGUCAAGUUUGCUGCGCCUGCGCACUUUCGGUCCUCUUUUUGCUCGGAAGCGCCCCAGACCCAUCGCACCAUGGCAGAUCCCGAUCUUGACUUCCAGACCGGCGAGUCUGGCGCCUCCGCCACCUUCCCCAUGCAGUGCUCUGCCCUGCGUAAGAACGGCUACGUGGUGCUGAAGGGACGUCCCUGCAAAAUCGUGGAGAUGUCCACCUCCAAGACCGGCAAGCACGGACACGCCAAGGUUAACCUGGUUGGUAUUGACAUCUUCACCAACAAGAAGUAUGAAGACAUGUGCCCCUCCACCCACAACAUGGAUGUUCCCGCCAUUAAAAGGACAGACUAUCAGCUGGUUAACAUUAAUGAAAACUACAUGUCCCUGAUGAGCGACAACGGCGACAUCAGGGAGGACCUGCGCGUCCCUGAGAGCGACGUGGGCAAGGAAAUUGAAUCAAAGUUCGAGGCGGGUGAAGAAUUUAUGGUCACCGUCAUCGCUGCCAUGGGGGAGGAAUGUGCCGUCGCCACCAAGGUCCUGGCCAGCAAAUAGGGAGGCAGGCUCCGCUGGCCAGGCACCCCCCCCCCCCCCCCCCCACCCUUACCCCCCCACAACCGGUCUCCUGCAUUCUCAUUGGUUCAGUCACCAAAGCGUCGGCCUUCACAGACAACCUCAAAUCAUUCUGUUGUAAUUUGUCUCAUCAUUGAUCUUUUUACCCCCCCUCCUCCUCUUCCUCCUCCUCCCCCCCCCCCCCCCCCGCCUUCAUUUCUCUCUCCCUUUCCGUUGCUGUUGGGAAUGUUCCACCGCUGCGUGGUCCUCUGCCUGAUCACUGAGUUUUUGUUUGGUAACAAACUACUUUAUAUAAAAACGACUUUAAAAAAAAAAUAA
Fundulus heteroclitus (mummichog) is the source of this 955-nucleotide messenger RNA. Its product is annotated as eukaryotic translation initiation factor 5A. Bases 149 to 619 code for a protein of 156 amino acids. Gene Ontology annotation, molecular function: RNA binding; translation elongation factor activity; ribosome binding. The record is from RefSeq and is a predicted model, not a curated record. Gene Ontology annotation, biological process: positive regulation of translational elongation; positive regulation of translational termination. The transcript has 5 exons. NCBI's taxonomy places the organism in Eukaryota, Metazoa, Chordata, Actinopteri, Cyprinodontiformes, Fundulidae.